Messenger RNA from Chara braunii, 1071 nucleotides. The record is from the annotation of a GenBank genome assembly. NCBI's taxonomy places the organism in Eukaryota, Viridiplantae, Streptophyta, Charophyceae, Charales, Characeae.
AUAUUACGAAAAAAAGAGAAAGAGAAUCUGCUGGGACAGACAGCACCACAGGCUUCGAUCCCCAAACUUCGACAGACUCCAUCAGAGACAUGGUUUCCAAAAACUGGAAACCAUCGAAGGGAAGGGACAAGAGGCCAAAGGGUCCCCCCAAGGACGAAGCAGGCAACAAGAACGAAGAGCGCAGACUCACGCAGGAAAUUGCAACAGUCGCAGCACAGACAAAAAGGUUAUUCGACCAGAACCAGGACUAUAAAAAGGAGCAAGGAGAGAAGUUCAUAACAAUUCGGAUGAUCGCGGAGAACAAGGCGCCCGACGUCCCCAAAUCAGCAAGAGUUGAUAGGGGGACCAUGAGGGCGGCAAGACCGCUGAUCCCAGUCAGGUUCAGAAACAAAUUCAAUGAGUGGCAGGUGGCCACAGACGCAGCGUUCACAAUUCCCACCCUCGACGAUGACAAAGCCCUGGCCAAGAGCAUCAGGGACAAUAUCUCAACGGAGGUCCCACUGGGGGUGUUUGGAGUCCCGCCACCGGAGCAGACAGCCGAAGGGAAGGCGCGGGGUGAACUGAUCCUCACUCCCUUCGAUCCCAUCCUGGUCAAGCUCGACGAGAAAGCCAAACUCUGCGAAGGCCUGACAUGGAGAGCCUGGGACACGAUCACGAUGUUGCCAUACAACGUGCUGAACGGAAGGUUUAGCACAACCGACAUCAUCGCAGACUCGCUGGCCAACAUCAUCAGGACCCGCAUACUGACCUCCAAGACCUCGCUGCAGGACGAGGCGACCACCAUCGACGUGGAUAUGGGGAGGGAAGAAUCAGACAUGGAUGACGACGAGGAAGACGAGAUGGAUGUGGGCGACAAGAUCUCCCCUGGGCGAGACGACGCAGGGGCUGCCUCGACUACGGAGAGCAGCGCUGGCGAGUACAGCCUGAGAUCCUCAGCGACAAACGAGGACAGCAAAGACGAGGACACCGACUGCAGCAAGACCCAGGCAGCAGCGGACUGAAUAACUCACCGUCGGUAAAAAUGGACAGAAAACUCUCAACGCACAUACCAAACAAACGAACAACAAUCUC